AUGGCAAUAUCGUUGACAUUGCAAGCUGCGGACGAGCCGACGCACAACCCAGAGUUCUCGACAGAUCGUCCCAAUAAAAGAACCAAGCAUGAUCAUGCGGACAAAAGCGAUAAUGCUUGUAAUGUGGGUCGAGAUGAAACGACAUUCGUUGCUCGUCAUCCCUUAGGCGUCAGACCCUCGGGCAAUUCCUUCGACUCCGAGAUCAACCUCAAAUUCGCGAUGGGAUCGUUUGCGCGACUGCCAGAUGAAUUACUAGCGUCGGUCCUCGAGACUUUACCUCCAGCAGAUCUGCUUCGUCUAGGCGGGACCUGUCGAGCCCUGUAUGCCUUCACGCGCAACGAAGAGCUUUGGCGGGCUAUGUUUAUUGCUGCUUCGCCGAAAACUUUUAAAUGGCGUGGUACUUGGCGAUCGACCUACCUCAACCAAGCUGUGGACAAGGAACCGAUGGUCGACUGCAGGAACCUCUUUUCGGAUGUAUUACAUCGACCAUUCUACUGCGCAAACGUUUCGCUUGAUACCUACGCCGAGAAUAUUCCAACAGGAAAUCGCAUCACCCGCUUGGAAAAUGUCACGCCCGAGGCCUUCGCCACCGAAUGGGUCCAUCGUCCAUUUAUCCUGACAGAACCGGUCAAAUCAUGGCCGAUCUACAAGUCCUGGACUCUUUCCCGGCUACGCGAGCGAUAUGCUGAGACAAGCUUCCGCGCGGAGAGUGUGGAUUGGCCUCUGAAGAUAUAUUUCUCGUAUAUGCAGAGCUCGAAAGACGAGAGCCCCUUAUAUCUAUUCGACCGCAGUUUUGUGGAGAAGAUGGGAAUAGCGGUAACAUCAAGUCCACCUGACGGUGAUUCCUCAGAAAUGAGCGAUCGAAUUGCAUACUGGCCUCCUUCAUGCUUCACAUCUGACGCCUUUACCGUUCUUGGAGACAAACGCCCCGAUCACCGGUGGCUAAUCCUCGGACCCGCGCGCAGUGGUAGCACCUUCCACGUCGACCCCAAUGGCACGUCCGCAUGGAACGCGGUCAUACGUGGCCGAAAAUACUGGAUCAUGUUCCCGCCUAUCUCGAAUACACGAGCUCCCCCGCCCGGUGUCCACGUCAGCGCAGACAAAAGCGAAGUGACCACGCCGCUGAGCAUCGCAGAAUGGCUGAUUGGAUUCCACGCAGAAGCCCGGCGUACCCCUGGGUGUGUGGAGGGGAUCUGCGAAGAGGGCGAGGUGUUAUAUGUACCUUCAGGAUGGUUCCAUCUCGUCGUCAACCUUGAAGCCAGCGUGGCGGUGACACAGAACCUCGUCCCACGGCGCCGAGUCGGAGCGGUCUUGCGGUUCCUAAAAGAACAACCGCAGAGCAUCAGCGGCUUUCGUGAGGAUGUCGACGACCCAUAUGCAUUAUUCCUUGGCAAGCUCAGGGAGCAUGACCCCGAGCUGGCCGACGAGGGGCUUCGCGAAUUGGAGCGACUACAGCGAUUGGGUGGAAAAUGGGAGCAGCUGACCAAGGGUGACGACGAUAAUGCUACAGGCAGCGCGAGCGCCUUUUCUUUCGGGUUCGGCGGUUCUGAUGACGAGAGCGAUGCUUGA
Molecule: messenger RNA, 1569 nt
Organism: Dissoconium aciculare CBS 342.82
Lineage: Eukaryota; Fungi; Ascomycota; Dothideomycetes; Mycosphaerellales; Dissoconiaceae
Product: Clavaminate synthase-like protein
Exons: 2
Coding region: 1-1569 (522 amino acids)
Cellular component (GO): nucleus
Molecular function (GO): protein binding; cis-regulatory region sequence-specific DNA binding
Source: RefSeq, a predicted model, not a curated record